AUGGACUCCCCGCAGCGCCCCGCGCCGCCUCCGCCGGCCCCGCGCCGCCCGCCGCUCGGGCCUCCUCCGGGCCCCGACACAGGCGAGGUCCUGCAGCAGAUCAUGGCCAUCACCGACCAGAGCCUGGAAGAGGCGCAGGCCAGGUGCUGCGCGGGCUCGAUGGGGGCGGGGCCACCCAAAGUCGCGGCAGAGACGGGGGCUGGCCCAGGGGCCAGGGCCAAGUUGGCAGGGGGCCCGAGGGUGUUAAGCAUCCAUGGCAUUCAAGAAGAAGGUCCCCCCAGUGCUCAGCUCAUGAGGCUGGAUAACAUGCUGCUGGCCGAGGGUGUAUCCAGGCCGGAGAGGCGAGGAAGAGGAGGAUCGGCGGCAGCGGCCAACACAGCAACACCAGGUGGCUGUCCAAAUGACAAUAGCCUUGAGCACUCUGACUACAGGGCCAAGCUGUCCCAGAUCCGACAGAUUUACCACUCUGAGCUAGAGAAAUAUGAACAGGCCUGCCGUGAGUUCACCACGCACGUCACCAACCUUCUCCGGGAGCAGAGCAGGAUGAGGCCUGUCUCGCCCAAGGAGAUCGAGCGCAUGGUCAGUGUCAUCCACGGCAAGUUCAAUGCCAUCCAGAUGCAGUUGAAGCAGAGCACCUGCGAGGCUGUGAUGACCCUGCGUUCACGGUUCCUCGAUGCCAGGCGCAAGCGGCGGAACUUCAGCAAGCAGGCCACCGAAGUGCUGAAUGAGUAUUUUUACUCCCAUCUGAGCAACCCUUACCCCAGCGAAGAAGCCAAAGAAGAGCUGGCCAGGAAGGGCGGCAUCACAGUGUCCCAGGUCUCCAACUGGUUCGGCAACAAAAGAAUCCGAUAUAAAAAGAACAUGGGGAAGUUUCAAGAAGAGGCUACCAUUUAUACAACUAAAAUGGAAGUUGACGCCACCAAAGUCGGGGGCCUGGGGAGCCAGGCUAGCUGCCCAUCAACACCCAGCCCCGGUCCCUCUGGUCCCUUCCCGCUGACCAGUGCCGGGGAUGCGCUUAUCACCCUGCAGACACUGGCCUCUCUCCGCCCCGCCCCUGCGGGAGGCAGCUUGCGGUCCCAGGAGUGUACCCUACCGUGCCGGCUGACCCCACUGAUUCACCCGCAGCCCCUAGUUGGUGCAGGGAAUGGAUGCCUGCUGGGGCCAUUUGGCAGGACCUGGUGCAGGGCGAUGCAUCGCCACGGCCCGGGGCAGCUACCAGGGAGCCGCCCCCCCAGUGUCCGCCGCUUCGCCUGCUGGAGACCCCGGCAGCGUCAACUCAGACGCAUCUAAUUAAGUUUUGGGGACGAGCAGAAAAGCAGACCGGGUGGCCUGCCGUGGUUUGCGGGCACUCGAGUCUUUACUGCGCGUGCAGCUGAUUAUUACCUCAAAAACCCAGAAGCGCAGCAGGCGGCGGGUGCCAUCCUUUGCUUGCCGGCCGGGCCCUGAAAUGGGCUGAGAUGCUGCUCAUUUUCUCAAUUCAGUUUGGUUUUUUAAUAGUAAUUUUAUGCUAAGACUGUGAAUUGUUUCUUCUAGGACUUGUCACAAAGUCUCCCAUUAAAGUUUUGGACUUAUUUUCA
This is a messenger RNA of Leptonychotes weddellii (Weddell seal), 1577 nucleotides long. The record is from RefSeq and is a predicted model, not a curated record. NCBI's taxonomy places the organism in Eukaryota, Metazoa, Chordata, Mammalia, Carnivora, Phocidae.